Nipponia nippon (crested ibis) is the source of this 3085-nucleotide messenger RNA. The record is from RefSeq and is a predicted model, not a curated record. NCBI's taxonomy places the organism in Eukaryota, Metazoa, Chordata, Aves, Pelecaniformes, Threskiornithidae.
AUGGGCACGGGGCGCUCUGAGGAGCAAGGACUGCUGAGCAAGAAUGGGAUUCACCUGACAGGGCUCAGUGAACUGACAAGGGGGGAUACUCUGCUGGAGCUAUUGCUCACGAACAAGGAAGAACUGGUUGAAGGUAUAAAGACUGAGGGCAGCCCUGGCUACAGUGAUUACGAGAUGCUGGAGUUCAAAACACUGAGAGAAGUGGGAAAGACAAGAUCCAAUGGGCAGCUAGCCUGUAGGGUAAAGGGGCACAAGAAGCUGGUUGAUAUUCAUGGACUCUUUGACACCAUCCUCAAAGCACAAGGACAGUUCAUUAUGAUGUGCAGACAGUCCAGCAAGCAUGGAAGAAGGAUAGGAUUGAUACUGGGGCCAUCAGAGGACUACCAGGAUGGUCAAGGUAUGGAGCACGUGACAUCUGAGGAGGGGCUGGGGGAGCUGCAUCUGCUCAGCUUUAAAGAAGAGACAGCUUUGGGGCCUCAGACCAUUCGGCAAACUCUUCAAAGGACACUGCAGUAUUUUGAGCAUCAAGUUAUUGGUUACAGGGAUGCAGAGAGGAACUUUCACAAUAUAUCAAACAGAUGCUCCUAUACAGACUGCUCUGGCAAUGAAGAAACUGAAGAUGUCUCAGGAAUUCUCCAGUGUACAGCUAAUGUUCUUGGUUUGAAGUUUGAGGAAAUGCAAGAAAAGUUUGGGGAGGAAUUCUUCAAUAUCUGCUUUGAUGAGAAUGAAAGAGUUCUUCGAGCUGUAGGUGGGACCCUUCAAGACUUCUUCAAUGGCUUUGAUGCUUUGCUGGAGCACAUUAGAACUUCAUUUGGAAGACAGGCCACCCUGGAAUCCCCUUCUUUCCUAUGCAAAGAGCUCCCUGAAGGCAAUCUCAUGCUUCAUUACUUUCACCCACAUCAGAUUGUGGGAUUUGCAAUGAUGGGAAUGAUAAAGGCAGCAGCAAAGAAGAUUUACCGCUUGGACGUGGAAGUAGAACAGGUCGCUAAUGAUAAGUUGUGUUCAGAGGGGACGAACCCAGGUAACUGCAGCUGUCUGACUUUCCUUAUCAAAGAACAUGAAAAUGCAAAUAUCACAAAAGCACUUCCACCGGGAACUUCCCAGUCCCCUUUAGACCUGAGGAUUAGCAUCAACACCUUCUGCAGAGCUUUCCCCUUUCACCUGAUGUUUGAUCCAAACAUGCUGGUUCUCCAGCUUGGAGAAGGUCUUAGGAAGCAGCUCAGAUGUGACACUCAUAAAACUCUGAAAUUCCAAGACUGCUUCGACAUAGUUUCUCCUAAAAUCAGUGCCACAUUUGAACGAGUUCUCCUGAGAUUAUCUACGCCCUUUGUCAUUCGGACCAAACUUGAGGAUUCUGGCUCUGAAAAUAAAGAUAAGGUGAUGGAAAUUAAAGGACAAAUGAUUCAUGUGCCAGAAUCAAAUUCGAUUUUGUUUCUGGGUUCCCCCUGUGUGGACAAGCUGGAUGAACUGAUGGGCCGAGGACUCCAUCUUUCAGACAUUCCUAUCCAUGAUGCUACUCGCGAUGUCAUAUUGGUUGGGGAGCAAGCAAAGGCCCAGGAUGGCUUGAAAAAACGAAUGGAUAAACUGAAGGCAACACUAGAAUGCACACACCAAGCCUUGGAAGAGGAGAAAAAGAAAACAGUAGAUCUCCUUAUUUCCAUUUUCCCUGAAGAAGUGGCUCAGCAGUUGUGGCAGGGGCAGCAGGUUCAGGCCAGGAAGUUUGAUGAUGUCACCAUGCUGUUCUCAGACAUUGUUGGCUUCACUGCCAUCUGUGCACAGUGCACACCCAUGCAGGUCAUCAGCAUGCUGAAUGAACUCUACACGCGAUUUGACCAUCAGUGUGGAUUCCUGGACAUCUACAAGGUGGAAACAAUAGGUGAUGCGUACUGUGUUGCGGCAGGACUCCAUAAGAAAAGUCUCAGUCAUGCUAAAGCCAUUGCCCUGAUGGCACUGAAGAUGAUGGAGCUUUCAGAAGAGGUUCUCACUCCAGAUGGGAGCCCUAUUAAGAUGAGGAUAGGCAUUCACUCAGGAUCAGUGCUGGCCGGCGUUGUUGGUGUAAGAAUGCCACGUUAUUGUCUCUUUGGGAACAAUGUCACCCUUGCAAGCAAGUUCGAGUCAGGAAGUCACCCGCGCCGCAUCAAUGUCAGUCCAACCACAUACCAGCUUUUGAAAAAGGAAGAAAAUUUUAUUUUUAUCCCUCGUUCCCGUGAAGAGCUUCCAGAAAAUUUUCCAAAGGAAAUUCCUGGGAUCUGUUACUUCCUCGAGGUCAGCAGUGGUCAGAAGCCGCCAAAACCCUCCAUCACAUCUGCCAGAGUGAGAAAGGUUUCUUACAACAUUGGCACCAUGUUCCUCCGGGAGACUAGCCUAUGAGGGCUGCCGCAGAUCAAAGACUCGUCAAAAAAGCACAAGCCCAGAACUGGGUCAUGACAGGGGAGUUGGAGGUUCUUUCUAUUUCACUGCCUUGUUCUGAACAAGCAGUAAAAGCUCCAUGUAAUGUCAGGCAAUAAUCAUUUUAAAAGGUGGGUGACUGCUGUCAAUAAACAAAGUGGAGAUGAUAGGGAAAAAAAAAUUAAACAACGUACUUCCACUUCCAGAGGAAAUUCUUUCAUAAACUUCAGUCUGGCCCCUCUAUGACAAACAAAACCAAACAAACAAACAAAAAAAAACAGCUGUCAAAUUAGAGGUUGGUUUUGUUUUGUGCAGAAAGGAUGAUGGUUCUCUGUAGAUUUGCACCAGCUAAGCAGAAUUGAGAGUCAGUUCUGAUUAUGCAUUCCUACGUUUAAUGUGUUCUUCAGUAAGGUAAUAAUGUUUUUUAACUUUAUGAACAAACAUUUCAUACAUAUACUGUAGACCUGUUGUAACCUUCCUGGCAGGAGGAAUUAUAAUUCAAUACAAAUAUUGUAGGAAUUUUACCUAUUUUUAUACAUAUUUCACUUUCUGGAUAAUUACAUUCCACAUACUGUAAGCUGAGUGAGUUUAGAUUAGCUUUUCAGAAGAAGCUACUGUAUGUUUCAUACAUUCUACCUAUCAAACCUUAUUGUUAUACAAAUGGGAAGAAGUCAUUUUUUGACUUUUUUGGCAACAA